Molecule: messenger RNA, 2423 nt
Organism: Ziziphus jujuba (common jujube)
Lineage: Eukaryota; Viridiplantae; Streptophyta; Magnoliopsida; Rosales; Rhamnaceae
Product: DELLA protein GAI
Exons: 1
Coding region: 246-2018 (590 amino acids)
Biological process (GO): response to ethylene; response to abscisic acid; hyperosmotic salinity response
Cellular component (GO): nucleus
Molecular function (GO): sequence-specific DNA binding; DNA-binding transcription factor activity
Source: RefSeq, a predicted model, not a curated record
GUUCCUUAUCUCUUCUAGGCUCACUUCCUUGCUGUUCCUUCAUUGGACCUCCCAACCGUCGAGGCUCUUUCUUAUCGAUCACUACUAAAAAGAAAUUUUUUUAAAAAAAAUAAUAAUAAACAGAGAGAAGCAAGAAACCCAUUUGACCACCAUGGACGAUUCUUAGUGGUUUCUCUGUUUCAGUGUUUCCCUUUUUUUUUUUUUUUUUUUUUUUUUUUUUUGGGUUCUAACAAUCAGAGAGAAAAAUGAAGCGGGAUUAUCAAGAUGGCUGUGGUAGUGGUGGUGGUAGUUCAAACAGUGUUCCAGUUGGUAAAACCAAGCUUUGGGAUGAAGAACAACAAGAACCAGGAGGAGCCAUGGAUGAGUUGCUUGCCGUUUUAGGUUACAAAGUCCGGGCAUCGGACAUGGCUGAGGUCGCGCAGAAGCUCGAGCAGCUCGAGAUGGUUAUGGGUUCAGCUCAAGAAGAUGGGAUCUCUCAUCUCUCCGAUACGGUUCACUACAAUCCUUCUGAUCUUUCCGGUUGGGUUCAGACCAUGCUCACCGAGCUCAAUACCCAACCAAUCGACGACGAAUCUUUGUUAGCUCCCGCCGAAUCCUCCACCUUAACCUCCUUCGAUUUCUCCAAUUCCCAUCACCAAAUUGAAAACCAAUCCAGGAUGGUUUACAACGACGAUUCGGAAUACGAUCUCAGAGCCAUUCCGGGAGUCGCAGCUUUCGCACCACCACAACCACAAAUCGAGAGCGAGAAUACAAGAAAGCGACUGAAAACCUCAAUUGGAUCUACAUCUUCUUCUUCCCCAACACCAACCCAACAACAUGUUUCCGUGUCCGUUUCUGGGACCGAGUCGACUCGGCCUAUGGUCCUGGUCGACUCGCAGGAAGCGGGUGUUCGACUCGUUCAUUCUCUCUUGGCUUGCGCUGAGGCAGUUCAGCAGGAGAAUCUGAAACUCGCGGACGCGCUGGUGAAGCACAUAGGCUUGCUCGCUUCGUCACAAGCCGGAGCUAUGAGAAAAGUGGCUACCUAUUUCGCCGAAGCUCUUGCCCGUCGAAUUUACCGAAUUUACCCUCAGGAUUGCCUCGAUUCCUCAUACUCCGAUCUGCUUCAGAUGCACUUCUACGAAACCUGUCCUUACCUGAAAUUCGCACAUUUCACAGCCAACCAAGCCAUUCUCGAAGCUUUCGCUACCGCGGACAGAGUCCAUGUCGUCGAUUUCGGACUCAAACAGGGUAUGCAAUGGCCGGCUCUCAUGCAGGCUCUCGCAUUGAGAGCCGGUGGGCCUCCGGCAUUCCGGCUCACCGGAAUCGGACCCCCUCAGCCGGACAACACCGAUGCUCUGCAACAGGUGGGUUUGAAGCUCGCUCAGUUGGCCGAAACCGUUGGCGUCGAGUUCGAGUUCCGUGGUUUCGUUGCUAAGUCUCUUGCGGAUCUUGAACCGGGUAUGCUCGAUAUCCGACCCGCCGAUGUCGAAGCCUUGGCGGUCAACUCCGUUUUCGAGCUCCACCGCCUCUUGGCCCGACCCGGUGCGAUCGAAAAGGUCUUGUCGUCGAUUAAGGCUAUGAAGCCGAAGAUCGUUACUGUUGUAGAACAGGAAGCGAGCCACAACGGACCGGUUUUCUUAGACCGUUUCACCGAGUCUUUGCAUUACUACUCGAACCUGUUCGACUCGUUGGAAUCGUCGUCGACAACUGGGUUGGCUCCGCCGAGUCAGGAUCUGAUUAUGUCGGAGGUGUAUUUGGGGAGGCAGAUAUGCAACGUGGUGGCGUGUGAAGGACCGGAACGAUUCGAGCGGCACGAGACGUUGACUCAGUGGAGGGCUCGACUCGGUUCGGCCGGUUUCGAUCCGGUUCAUCUGGGGUCCAAUGCUUUCAAGCAAGCUAGCAUGUUACUGGCUUUAUUUGCGGGUGGGGAUGGGUAUAGAGUGGAGGAGAACAAUGGGUGUCUUAUGCUGGGUUGGCAUACUAGGCCACUUAUUGCCACAUCAGCUUGGCAACUCAGUGAGUCAACUCAAUCCAACUGAGUUGGUAGAAAAAUCUGAAAAGCGGGGGGUCUUUUUGAUUGUGAAUGCUAAAAGAGUGUUUUUGCAUGGCUGAGUUUGUGGGUUCUGAGUGAGACACUCUUUGAGACUGUUUACCGAGUCGGAGUGAGUUAGGGAGAAAGAAAGCAGUUAAACCAAUCCAAUCAAAGUGUUUUCAGAAAAUUCUGCUUUCGGGAUUUUUUUUAAUCACUCUUGCACAGCUUUUUAAACUCCACUUCCCUAUCUACCUCCCGAUUGGAUGAGAGACCCUUUCGAUGUAAUUUUUUUUUUUUUUUCCCCCCUCUGUUUUGGGACUCUUGAACUUAAUGGUGGAUGAAAAUCAGAAUGUGUAAUAUAUGUUGACUAGCUUUCAUGUUUUUCAAUAAAUGGUUGAGCAUUUAUUCUCAA